ACACCACUAAUUGUUGUCGUUGUCAUUUUAUGUGCAUUAAGAUUUUGCAAAAAACAUAGAGAAAAUACUGAAGAAGCAACUCCCUUUGAAGUGCCGGAUAAAAGACAAAAUACAGCAGCCAGACGCAAAUAUUCUGAAAGCGAAAAUCAUAGAAUUAACAUUAAUGAAAGAAAAUUGAUAGAGCAAAGAAACAAACGUAAAAAUUCUUAAAAUGAUUGAAAAACCAGUUCACCCAAAAGCCCAUCUUGGUAGCGCCAUAAUAUCUUGCAUUCUAAGUUUAGUUAUUUACGGCACUCUACGCUUCUAUGCCGAAUGGUUUACAUCCACUCAAUUGACUACAAUAUUUGGUGGUUUUGUUAGCUCUUGGCUUUUUUUAUUUAGUUUAACCUCUUUGUCGAAUGUAGAAAUGUUAGUGUUUGGUGAUGAUUUUGCCUCAAAAUGUAUACCCGAAAUACUAAUAUGUUUAAUAAUGUCUGUCCUGGCAGCUGGUGUAGUACAUCGAGUGUGUGCUACCACCUGCAUUUUAUUUUCAAUUUUGGCCUUAUACUUUGUGGAUCGUAUUUCCAAUGAUUGUUAUCAUAAGUCUACCAUUGCUCCGGAGGCUAUACAUCCACGCAAAGGUGGCGGCAAGAAAAAUAAAUAAAAUUUGUAUCUCUUAAAUCUUUAAUCUAUGGAUUAUUUAAAAAAAAAAUCGAAUAUAUUUUUCUUUUAUAUUUACUACUAGUAUUAACUAUACAUAUGUAUAUGCAUUUUAAAAAGCAUCAACAGAUCUUUUUAGAAUAAAAAAUUAUGUACUUCUAAUUAUUAAAGCUUUAGUUUAUUUCGCAAAUAGUUUAUUUGUAGUAAUGAAUAAAAUUAAAUAAACUAAAAUACUUUAAACUUAAA
This is a messenger RNA of Lucilia cuprina (Australian sheep blowfly), 885 nucleotides long. RefSeq names its product protein KRTCAP2 homolog. The record is from RefSeq and is a predicted model, not a curated record. NCBI's taxonomy places the organism in Eukaryota, Metazoa, Arthropoda, Insecta, Diptera, Calliphoridae. The transcript has 3 exons. Bases 212 to 643 code for a protein of 143 amino acids.